This is a messenger RNA of Musa acuminata AAA Group (dessert banana), 4429 nucleotides long. RefSeq lists its product as uncharacterized. The transcript is spliced from 4 exons. NCBI's taxonomy places the organism in Eukaryota, Viridiplantae, Streptophyta, Magnoliopsida, Zingiberales, Musaceae. The coding region runs from base 124 to 3801 and encodes 1225 amino acids. The record is from RefSeq and is a predicted model, not a curated record.
UUAUUAUUAUUUUCUUUUCUAGCUUUCAGGUGUCCCCCACUACCAUCCUCUCCGCCUCAGCCCUUUCGAGAAUAAUAAGAUUCUUUCUGCCCUUACUCCAACCCCUUGCUUCCGAUCGCUACCAUGGCGGCGGCCAUGGAGAGCUUCUCGAUUCGAGAGUACGCGGCGAGGAUGAGGAACGUCGACUACGAGAGGUGCUGGCCGUUCGCCGAGGAGAGAGCAGAGCGGUCUCUCCCUCCCAUGCCGGUUAGGAAGUUCCGGUGGUGGGUGGAGGAGCUACGGGCGGUGCCAUCCGGCGGCAAGAAGGACGGAGAGGCCGACGAUGUGGUCGAAUCGGAAGAGAAAGCUGCCGUGGACGUUGCUACCGGCGUACCAGUUGUCGAAUCCACCGGUGUUGGCCGGGCCGGAGGCGGGAAUGUUCCGGCGGAGCAGAGGCAGGCGAAGAAUCUUCCCUCCAAGCCGAAGCCGAGAACGCCCAAGAAAAGGUCGAUCCUCGAGCUUUUCGCGGUGGCCCCGCCGGUCAGUGGCGGCGUGCAAGAACAAGACCUCCGGGAUGGGGCCGGCGGCAAACUGCAACCGCAAGGAGAGGAAGCAGCCGGUGCGAAGACCAAUUUGGGGGUUGAGGACGGUGGGGUUUUGGUCGAGAUGCGAAAAAGAAAGAAGCGGGUUAAAGACGGUGAGAAGAUGCCGAGGGAAAAGAUUGGGGCAAACAAAAAGUGGAAGACCAAGGCGAAGAUGACGAAUAAAAAGAAGAAGCUCAAUGUGGAGAUCCGUCCUGCGAAAAAGGAGAACUGUAAGCUCAAAAUGUCGUCUCUAGUUGAUAUGAGCAAAAUCCUCAAGAGCAAAAGGUACGAGAAGAAGUUUGGAAAGAUGCAUAAUAGGCUUGUUUGUAACCAGGCAAAGCCAGCAACAAUCAGAACUUUGCUAAAGAAACAUAUAUUCAGAUUUGUUCAGACGUCGAAACUGAUAUCCAGGAACCAGGAGGCAGCAAGGGCAUCUCCUGUACAUAGUAUUUUCAAGAAACAAAAACGAGGCACUUCCACCAAGAAGAGAAAGGCAAUAGAAAAUAAAAAGGGCAGUGAUCUUGUAGAACAUUGUUGUGAAUCAGCCAAACAACUGAGUUUCUCUGGUAAGAAUGGUAAACUUGUGCAUGGCAGAAGUUGUUUGCCUUUAAAGCUGCCACACUUGCAAACCCUUUGCAAAAUGGUUUCUGAUGUCUUGGCUGCAUCUUCAACUAUGGAUAAUUUGAAUAAAUGUCCAUCUGUCACUGAGGGAGUUCACUGGAACUUGAAUGACACAGAAGGUCAGCUGAACUUAAAUGACAAUGGAGUUGUUGCAAGUAAUGGGGAGACAAGUGAAACUUCCUCAGAAGAGCAACUCGAUGGUACUUUUGACCAUCCUACUCCUUCGAACUUGUCAGUAACAAAGAGAUUCCCUUUGGCUGAACUCGUGGACUUAAACCAUCCAGUGAAGGAUCAUGUUGAUUUAAAUGGCGUUGGUUUGGAUGGAUCCACUAUGACACCUACUCCCAUGUACUCAGGUGACCUGAAGGUUCCUGGGCCCAUGAAUAAGUGUGCGCUUGCUUCAGAUCCUGGAACCUCUCAAAUACACAGUUUUUCUCCGAUAUUCAAUCAUACAAACCAUCUGCAUAAUGCCGGAAAUGCUGUUUCAGUUUCUGAUACAAAAAGUGCACUGAGCCUUACCAGAAAACAAGACCAGCACCAUUGGGUUUCUUGUCUGGAUCAAAGCUACUUGGAUUCAAUUUACAUGCAAACUCGUAUGAUGGAUCCAAGAAACAACACAUGUAUUGGCUUUCCAGAAUAUCGAUCAAUGUAUCAUAUACCGAAAGAUAUGUUAAUUAGCAAUCAUUCUUCGGUUGGAUCAAAAGCUAUUGUGGAGCCAUCGCCAGGGCUGGGGCCUGUUUGGAGGGUCAAUGACACCGAGGAGGGUUUUAUUGGAUUGCCUCUUAAUUCACAGGGAGAGCUUAUCGAAUUGAACCCAGGCACGAGGUAUGGAUUUUGUGAGGUCGAUGAAAUGGCAAACUCAGCCUUGAAUUCACUUCAGAUUCUUCCAUCUUCCACUCAUGUUCAGCCCCAGUCUAGCCAUGUUAGGAUGAAAGGCAAAUAUCCGUUUGUGUCAUCAUACCAUGACGAUGAACAAAAUUGGUUCUUGAAACAGCACUAUCCUGCCAGAAAACUAGUAAUAUCUGAAUCGGGUUCUGUUGCAUUGCAAGGUGUUGAGAAAGUGAGGUGUCAAUCCCAUGGCGGAAGACCUCAAUUGUACCACUGCGAUGCAAGACAAGUGGAAUUAUUUUGUUCUGGGUGCAAAGAUCAUUUGGUAACAGAAAAUUGCUUUGAUAGGAUGAGGCUUUAUUCAGAGAAGGAUAUGGAGCUAGGGUCUCAUCCUGCAAUCCAACCUACUAUGCGCUUGAUGGGUAAAACUGUCACAGUUGGUAGCUGCAGCAAAGAACACCAAGGAUGUAAUGAUAAGGAUUGGACUGACAAGGAAAUGGUAACUACAAGCAACCCCACUAUAAGGGAGCAUGACAGACCUAUUUUGAAGCGGUGGCAUGAAGAGGAAUGCAUUAGGCAAGAAGAAUACGAGGCAUCAAGGAAUAUCCCUUUUAGUUCAUUGGACGCCCCUUCAGACAAUUGUCAUGCAUCAGCAGAUAAGCUUACAUCUAACCAUAUGCAUCAUGGUUUUGGACCUAACUGGAUGUUGAAUUAUGGAAAUCCUUCAAGUCGUGGAGAACACGGUUUUCAUAUUGAUUUUUCUCAAAGUCCAGUUCCAUGCCAAUCUUUUCAGAACAGAGCAUCCCACUCUGCAGUCCAUAGUACCACACAAGCUCAAUCUGUUGAUAUGGGACGAAGUAAAACACUUCGGGCAUCCCACCCCCGAAACUUUUGCCCGCAUAUGCUUAUAAAUUCAACCCAUUGCAAGCACAGUCAAAAUGUGUCUUACGGUAUUCCAUCAACUACCCAUCCUUAUAUUAAUCAUGUGCCUGUCCAGACAUCAAGUGGUCAUUCUUUACAAAGAUUCCCCCAUUGGCUGUUAAAUGCAACCAAUCAGCAUCCUUUUGUUCCUUAUCAUCCAUCUGCUGCAUGUCAGUCCUGCAUGAUACCAGCAAAUAGAGGUUUCCCUCAUUCUUCUCCAUAUACAAAGAGUGUAAUAGCUUUCCCUUCAGGUAAUAACAACAGUUCUCAAACUUAUGGCUCAUACACUCCCAUGUCUGUAGUUUACCCUUCUUCUACUGCAACCUUAACAAAUAAUUUCAGUUCAGCAUCCUCAACCUAUGGAGACAAUAGCAAAACCACAGAUGGCAUGCGAUUCAACUUUGCUCAUGUUAAGAGUCAGGAUCAUUCCAAAAGAUUUAGAAAAAGAUCUGCAGCCAAAGAUGACAAAAUUGUGGAAAGAGUGAAGAGGCCUAACCUCAAACUGCAAGAAGACUUAAAUGCUCCUACAUCAUUGAGAAGAGAAGGAUUGAAUGGAGACCAAAAAGAUAAUAUAAGAGAACCAGAAGUCAAUGUUUGUGUGAGUAGAACAGUAGAUGUCUGUCUUCCAGUUAUUGAUGAUGGGAGGGAUAGUGUGGCAAUUUCAGAUGGGUCCUUGCCCUUAAAAUCUAGUCAUCUGAGGCCAGGACCUGUCAAACUUAGUGCAGGAGCAAAGCAUAUACUGAGGCCCAAUGGAAGUAUAGAUCAGGAAAACUUCCGACCAAUUCACUCGACUGUACCUUUUACUCAAGAAGCUAGUGCUGCCAAAGAUGGUUCACAGGAGAAAGCAGCAAAAGUCUACAGGUUUUAGACUUGAAUUGGGGAUUCACUACCAGGCAAAGAGAUCUUGAUGACAUUAAAAACCAUGUAAGAUGGAACUUUCUUUGGCUAGCAAGGAUAUCUUUGAUGAUUGGAUCUUAAAUUCUCAAGAACAGUUAGCAACAGCUGUUCCUUACCGGUGCUGGUUUUACAUAUCUACACAAACGGAUGGAGAAGCUCCCUUGGAUGUCAUAGGGCCACUGCACCUGGUAAUCUGAUGUCUACCGUCCUUAUCGGAGAGCUUGUGUGAGGAAGAAACUAUUGGCAAAGCUUAGAGUUGGCUCCUUUGUGUGGAGAACCGAAUCAUUCAAACCAAGUAAUGACUGAUUUCCUGAGAUGAUGAUGCGGUGUGCACAGGAGCAGAGAGAGGGGCGGCAUCAUCAUCGGGAGGAUGCGCUUUGUGGAUCCGGUCGGGGCGUUUAUUUGUCACUUAUGUGGAGACAUGAAUCAUUUCUGUUUGUUUUCAGAUAUUAAGGAAGGAGGAGGGGAUGUUUAGGAACAAGGUAGAGCGAGAAUGUGCUUUCUAUGCUUUGGUUGCUGUUCUUUCAUUGUGUAUCCUUGUUAGUUUACGAAUUACCAAUUCUCCCUAUGAGCAGAGGGAAAAGAGUUGGUUUCAUUCA